Pelobates cultripes (western spadefoot toad) is the source of this 433-nucleotide messenger RNA. NCBI's taxonomy places the organism in Eukaryota, Metazoa, Chordata, Amphibia, Anura, Pelobatidae. The record is from the annotation of a GenBank genome assembly.
GCUUUUGGGCAAAACUCUAGGCUCAAAAUUAUGGCAACACCUAUUCAAUAUCCUGAGGGAGAGCACCCAGAAGAGCUACUCUACACGCUUGCUUAAGGCCCAGCAGUUCCCAGGAGGCAUCCCGCUACACAACUCUACAUGUAUAAACACCCCUCCAGUACAUCCAAGACAGAGAGAAGCCACAGCAGCGGGCAACGUUACUCCGCUAUACCCUGCACCAAUACUCACCUUGACUAUGGAGAUCCCUCAUCCUCGGUGGAAACGACCUGAUCAGGAGGUUGCCACCUCAUGCUGCCAAGUCCACAGAAAUGUUGGCCCAUGGAAGUCACAGCCCUCUCUGUUACAAUGCCGAACACAGAAAGAGCAGGGAGUGGAGGCAGAACCUGGUUCCAAGAUGUCUCAUCUCGUUUGGACUCUAAAUGACAAAGGCUAA